CUGUGGCAGCAGCUAUCUCGUCUCUUUGUCGGGUGGUACAGUACAGCUUAGCUCCCCGCCGCCCGCCCGCCCCCUCGGCGCUGGUGUGUGCUCCGCUGCUCUGCUUACACAAUAACUGUGCAUCGAUUGAGUCCAGCAAGAAGAGGAAGCAGCAGGACUAACUCUCGUUCGACAAAAGGAUUACGUUUAGAAAGCAAACGUGUGUGAUCAGUAUUUGUUGUCUUUGUCUCGUUCCAACGCGAAUCGAAUCGGUUUUUUAGUGCUGAAAACAAGUUCAAUACUGCUAAACGGGGUAGUUUUCUGCGAAAGCCCCCAAAACAGAAUUCGCAACGCCAAGCGCAAAAAUUGUGUAAUAGCACCCAAACGUGUAAAAGUCAAGACGCAAGAUGCCGGCCAAAGUAAACAAAAAGGAGAAUUUAGAUGAUCUCAAACAGGAGUUGGAUAUCGAUUUUCAUAAAAUCUCUCCUGAGGAAUUGUAUCAGCGCUUUCAGACACAUCCCGAGAAUGGUCUAAGUCACGCCAAGGCCAAGGAGAACUUGGAGCGCGAUGGUCCCAAUGCGCUGACGCCACCCAAGCAGACACCCGAAUGGGUGAAGUUCUGUAAGAACCUGUUCGGUGGCUUUGCCAUGUUGCUGUGGAUCGGUGCUAUUCUCUGCUUCGUGGCCUAUUCUAUCCAGGCCAGCACCAGCGAGGAGCCGGCCGACGAUAAUUUGUAUCUGGGUAUUGUACUUUCCGCUGUCGUCAUUGUGACGGGCAUUUUCUCAUACUAUCAGGAAUCGAAAAGUUCUAAGAUCAUGGAAUCGUUCAAGAACAUGGUACCCCAGUUCGCCACCGUCAUCCGCGAGGGCGAGAAACUCACGCUGCGCGCUGAGGAUCUCGUCCUGGGCGAUGUCGUUGAGGUGAAGUUCGGCGACCGUAUCCCCGCUGACAUCCGCAUCAUCGAGGCGCGCACCUUCAAGGUGGACAACUCCUCGCUGACCGGCGAGUCGGAGCCGCAAUCCCGCGGCGCAGAGUUCACCCAUGAGAAUCCGCUGGAGACCAAGAAUCUGGCCUUCUUCUCCACCAACGCCGUCGAGGGCACUGCCAAGGGUGUGGUCAUCAGCUGCGGUGAUCACACUGUCAUGGGCCGCAUUGCUGGCCUUGCCUCCGGCCUGGACACUGGUGAGACGCCCAUUGCCAAGGAGAUCCACCAUUUCAUCCACCUGAUUACCGGCGUGGCCGUGUUCCUUGGCGUCACCUUCUUCGUGAUUGCCUUUAUCUUGGGCUACCACUGGCUGGACGCUGUCAUCUUCUUGAUUGGCAUCAUCGUCGCCAACGUGCCCGAGGGCCUGCUGGCCACCGUCACCGUGUGCCUGACCCUCACCGCCAAACGUAUGGCCUCCAAGAAUUGUCUGGUAAAGAAUCUGGAGGCCGUGGAGACCCUAGGUUCCACAUCGACCAUCUGCUCCGAUAAGACCGGCACCCUCACCCAGAACCGCAUGACGGUCGCUCACAUGUGGUUCGACAACCAGAUCAUCGAGGCCGACACCACUGAGGAUCAGUCGGGUGUUCAAUACGAUAGAACCAGCCCUGGAUUCAAGGCGCUCUCUCGCAUUGCCACUCUCUGUAACCGUGCCGAGUUCAAGGGAGGCCAAGAUGGUGUGCCCAUCCUCAAGAAGGAGGUCAGUGGAGAUGCCUCCGAGGCCGCUCUGCUCAAGUGCAUGGAACUGGCCCUUGGCGACGUAAUGAAUAUUCGCAAGCGCAACAAGAAGAUUGCCGAGGUGCCGUUCAACUCCACCAACAAGUACCAGGUAUCUAUUCACGAAUGCGAGGAUGCCAACGACCCUCGCUACUUGCUCGUAAUGAAGGGAGCUCCUGAGCGUAUCCUAGAGCGCUGCUCCACCAUCUUCAUCAACGGCAAGGAGAAGGUACUGGAUGAGGAAAUGAAGGAGGCUUUCAACAAUGCCUAUAUGGAACUCGGAGGACUGGGUGAGCGUGUGCUCGGCUUCUGUGACUUUAUGCUGCCCUCCGACAAAUAUCCCUCCGGCUUCAAAUUCAACACCGACGACAUUAACUUCCCCAUCGAUAACCUGCGCUUCGUCGGCCUCAUGUCCAUGAUUGAUCCUCCCCGUGCCGCCGUGCCCGAUGCCGUGGCCAAGUGCCGUUCGGCCGGUAUCAAGGUCAUCAUGGUUACCGGCGAUCACCCUAUCACUGCCAAGGCCAUCGCCAAGUCCGUCGGCAUCAUCUCCGAGGGCAACGAGACCGUCGAGGACAUUGCCCAGCGACUGAACAUCCCCAUCUCGGAAGUGAAUCCCCGCGAGGCCAAGGCCGCCGUCGUCCACGGCGCCGAGCUGCGUGAUGUGUCCAGCGAUCAGUUGGAUGAGAUCCUGCGCUACCACACCGAGAUCGUCUUUGCCCGUACCUCACCCCAGCAGAAACUGAUCAUUGUCGAAGGUUGCCAGCGCAUGGGUGCUAUUGUGGCCGUGACUGGUGAUGGUGUCAACGAUUCUCCAGCUCUGAAGAAGGCUGAUAUUGGUGUUGCCAUGGGUAUCGCCGGCUCUGAUGUGUCCAAACAGGCUGCUGACAUGAUUCUGCUCGACGACAACUUCGCCUCCAUUGUGACUGGUGUGGAGGAGGGUCGCCUGAUCUUCGAUAACCUGAAGAAGUCCAUCGCCUACACCCUGACCUCCAACAUUCCCGAAAUCUCGCCUUUCCUGGCCUUCAUCCUCUGCGACAUACCACUGCCACUGGGAACCGUGACGAUUCUGUGCAUCGAUUUGGGCACUGACAUGGUGCCAGCCAUUUCAUUGGCCUACGAACACGCCGAAGCCGAUAUUAUGAAGCGUCCGCCACGUGACCCCUUCAACGAUAAAUUAGUGAACUCAAGGUUGAUUUCGAUGGCUUAUGGACAGAUCGGUAUGAUCCAAGCCGCCGCCGGCUUCUUUGUGUACUUCGUCAUCAUGGCUGAGAACGGCUUCUUGCCCAUGAAACUGUUUGGCAUUCGUAAGAUGUGGGACUCGAAGGCAGUCAACGAUCUAACUGACUCCUACGGACAAGAAUGGACCUACCGCGACCGCAAGACCUUGGAGUACACCUGCCACACGGCCUUCUUUAUCUCGAUUGUGGUUGUGCAAUGGGCCGAUCUGAUCAUCUGUAAGACGCGUCGUAACUCCAUCUUCCAGCAGGGCAUGCGUAACUGGGCUUUGAACUUUGGCCUGAUCUUUGAAACCGUGCUGGCCGCGUUCCUCUCGUACUGCCCGGGCAUGGAGAAGGGUCUGCGUAUGUACCCCCUGAAACUCGUCUGGUGGUUCCCGGCUAUUCCAUUUGCGCUGGCCAUCUUCAUCUAUGACGAGACCCGUCGCUUCUACUUGCGUCGCAACCCCGGAGGCUGGUUGGAGCAGGAGACAUACUAUUAAACACCCACACUGCUACACUCCCACACACAUAGCCACAUGCCCCCACACACACACACAGAAACACGCCCACACCCACACCCACAUGGGAAAACACCUAAAAACCAUGGAGAGCAACAAAUAGUAAUGUUUAUGAACCACAAAAUCCACACAACCACAGUAAUAGCAACAGCAGCAGCAGCAACGGCAAGAACAACAGCUAAAGAUAGCUACAGCAAAAACAUAUUACAAUAUAUUUUAUUUUUUUAAUUUAAUUAUUUAAAGUAAACGAGGAGAAACAAAAAUGCAAGCGAUAAUUAUUUUAAACGUUAAGUAAAUUUAAAUUAUAAAUUAAAGCUAAAAAUAAGAUUUAAAUAAAGUAUAAAUGAAAAUAAAACAAAAACGAACAACAAUUUCGAAACAAACACCAAUCACAACCAGACAAGAACAACCAGUAACUAAGCAAACAGUAACAACACCAUGUUUUUAGUAAAAUUAUUAACGUAACGAACUGGAAAACGAUUAUUUAAGCCGAAGCUUAUCGAACAAUAACAAGAUCCCAAAAGAAAAGCUAAAGGCAUUCACACAUACACACUCGCACAGGCACACUCACAAACACCUACACACACCGAUACACAACGCAUGACGAGACAAAGUAUAUAAGAAGUUUAGAGAAAUUAUAAAACGAAGUAAAUAAAAAAGUAAAAGAGGAAAACAAAACAAUGAAAAACCUUAGCGUAGUUACCAAUUAAGCCGUGAAGAGUAAACCCCAAUAAAAACCACAACAACAACCAAAAACAAAAAGAACAGAAAUUAAUUUGCAAACUUGUGUGUGUAAACGCAGCUUAGCGCAGAAGAACGAAAUAUAUAUAUAAACAGAAAAAAACCACAACAAAAAAUGUGAACCGACACGAGGAAUAUAAUUGUUUAUAUAUAUACACACAUAUAUUAUAUGGAAAAAUUUGAUUAUAUAAAUGGAGCUAUACAAUACACCAAAAAAAAAAGCAAACGAAAAACAAAAUUGAAUCCAAACGAAAACGACAGAUCUGCGCCGGAGAUGGGUAUCUGAGCGAUAUUUGGAGGCCCGCCGGCGAUUCGCGGAGAAUCUGCAGAAAAGAGUUUGUUAAAAUCUAAAGAAACCAACUAAAUGUUUAUAAAUAAACUCCUUAAACCAAUUGACAUGCAAUAUUAUGCUUUGUGUGCAUUUAAGCCCAAAAGAACCGAUGCAGAGAAUACGGUGGGGUUAAGUCCCCCGAUAUCGAUAUCGAGAUACAGAUACCGUUACCGAAACCUAGCCCCAGAACAAAAAACAAAACGAAAACAAAAACAAAACCAAACAAAAAAGCGCCCACAAAAUAAAUGUUUGUAAUUUUUACACGGCACAGCGCCCCAAAAUGGGGCAAGCCCAAGGCAGUAUUGUGUUUACUUUUUCUUUGAUUGUUUUUUAUCGCUUUCCCCGCCCACACACGCCCCCAAAAACAAAAACAAAUACAAACACACACACUCGCGCAGAGGCAGUAACGAACGGUUGAGCGGUCAAAUUGUUGGCCACCCACAUUGAAAUUCAACGAAUUACACAGCUUGGUAUUGUCGUUAUCAAAUGAGUGGGUCUGACAAAGCGGCCGCUGGCUAAUUGAGAUUUCUGAAUUGUGAAAAAUGAAUCAGAAAGCGAUAUUUGGAUAUAUGUAUGUGGAUAUUCAUUACGAUCGGCUAGAACGACCGACGGUCACACCCACGCAGAGAGAUACGCCCAGGCAAACGAGUUUGAUUCGCUGCUGUUUUUGUUUUCCAACUGUCUUGUUUUCUAACUUAGUAAAGAUGAUCAUUAGCAUUGGAGAUAACGAUAAUUAUGGCAUGUUAGUUAUGAAAGAAAAUGAAAAACUAAACAAAAUUAUUAUUAUUAGUUGUUAACAAAUUAUAUUGAGUAAUUAAUAAUAUUGAUCGAUGGAAGCUGAUGUGAAAGAGAUAUGAUACUAAACUAAAAAACGAAGCAAAAUAAAAAAAAACCAAACGAGGACAAAAACAAAAGAUAAAUAACUCAUAAUAUGGACUACAAAUAUUUAUAAACAAAUGCAGAAUUAUAUAAACGUUCGAUGGUAAAAGCAAGAACUUGAAACAAAAACAAAAACCAGAACAAAUUUGUCAACAACACGCAGAAGUAAAAAUUUGCAUGUAACAACAAAACAAUGAGUAAACAUUUUUAAUUUUUUGUUCUUUCGCCCUCCGCUGUAAAUGUAUUUGUAGAUUUAAACAAUGAUUAAAAUAAAAAACUACAUAAAUAAAACUUAAAAAAAAAACAAA
This is a messenger RNA of Drosophila rhopaloa, 5672 nucleotides long. RefSeq names its product sodium/potassium-transporting ATPase subunit alpha (gene Atpalpha). The coding region runs from base 387 to 3395 and encodes 1002 amino acids. Gene Ontology annotation, biological process: intracellular potassium ion homeostasis; proton transmembrane transport; potassium ion import across plasma membrane. Gene Ontology annotation, molecular function: P-type sodium:potassium-exchanging transporter activity; ATP binding; ATP hydrolysis activity. The transcript has 9 exons. The record is from RefSeq and is a predicted model, not a curated record. Lineage: Eukaryota; Metazoa; Arthropoda; Insecta; Diptera; Drosophilidae. Gene Ontology annotation, cellular component: membrane.